This is a messenger RNA of Phodopus roborovskii (desert hamster), 858 nucleotides long. It is a transcript of the gene Mrps15, whose product is annotated as mitochondrial ribosomal protein S15. The transcript is spliced from 8 exons. NCBI's taxonomy places the organism in Eukaryota, Metazoa, Chordata, Mammalia, Rodentia, Cricetidae. The record is from RefSeq and is a predicted model, not a curated record. The coding region runs from base 58 to 831 and encodes 257 amino acids. Gene Ontology annotation, biological process: translation. Gene Ontology annotation, cellular component: ribosome. Gene Ontology annotation, molecular function: structural constituent of ribosome.
CCCAGCGCCACCGCAGAGGGGUCAGUGGCGGCGCGGGCUGCAGGGUCAGAAGUCGUCAUGCUGCGGGCGACGUGGUGCGCUCUGAGCUCCCUUCGUGCCCAGGCAGUGACACAGUCUCCAGUGUCUGCGCUGCGGAUCGGAGGAAGCGCCAGUCUGCCCUCAGCACGCUGCGGCCUGCAGCCUCCGAGUCUCCUGCAUGCCGCCCGUGCAUACGCUAUUCGGAAACCAGUCCAACCCAACCAAGAUGAUGAGCCACCCCCUUCCACAUUCAUCAAAGAAUACAAGAAUAUCAUCCCCAGCAUGCAGAAGGUUGAUGAUGUUGUGAAAAGAAUCUUGUCUUUGGAAAUGGCUGACCAGAAAGAGAAGCUAAAAAUCAAGCAAGAACAAUUGCUGAGCAAGAUUACAGAAAACCCUGAGGAUUCAAGAACCUUGGAGGCUCAAAUUGUUGCCUUGACUGUCAGGAUCCGCAAUUAUGAAGAACAUAUGCAGAAACAUCGAAAGGACAAAGCCCACAAACGCCAUCUGCUGAUGAGCAUUGACCGGAGGAAUAAGAUGCUCAAAUUCCUCCGUCAGACCAACUAUGAUGUCUUUGAAAAGACGUGCAAGGAGCUGGGGGUGGAAUAUACCUUACCCCCUCUGCAUUUCCAAAAGGUCCACCGCCGCUUCCUGGCCAAGAAGGCUCUGUGCAUUCGGGUUUUCCAGGAGGUGCAAAAGCUGAAGAAGCAAAAAAGGGACUUAAAAGCUGCUGCAACAGCUGCCAAAAAACAAAAUAACCAGGGGGUGCCAGAGAACCCUUCCCAAACCCUACCAGAAACGACCAAAGAAAACUAAUAAAGUCUGUUCUGCCUUGAAGAAUGA